ACUCACUCGCACAUACAGUAAAAUAUGAUUAAAUACUCCGUGUGUUGGUUAUAUUGGGGCUGUUCUGUCUAUGGGUGCAGAUCAUGCUGUCGGCGACUAAUGGAGCCAUGGACAAGGAUAGCGAAGAGCUGAUGAACACGAACGACACGUCGGAGCAGGUGAUGGCGCUGGUGCCGCCAGAACUGCACAAGUACCUCAUGGUGCAUCCGAGGAAUUCUUCCGCAAACUCAACAGAAAAGUACGGCACGAAGAACGUGUCAGAUAUUCUGCGAGUCAUCCAGCGUCUAAACGAGGCACAGACUAUAUACAACGAAGACAUAUUUGGACCCGUUCAGAACGACACCAUUAUUAUAGCCAUACAAGUCCACACUCGUCUCACCUACCUCAGACACCUCAUAGUGUCGCUAGCGCAAGCGAGGGACAUAGACAAGACUUUAUUGAUCUUCUCGCAUGACUAUUAUGAUGAAGAAAUCAACAGUCUUGUGAGGAGCAUAGAUUUUACUAAGGUGAUGCAAAUAUUCUUCCCAUAUUCGGUCCAAACGCAUCCCACCGAGUUUCCUGGGAUGGACCCCAACGACUGUCCGCGGGACGCCAAGCUAGAACAAGCGCUAAAGCUGAAAUGCAACAACGCUCUGCACCCGGACCUGCACGGCCACUACCGGGAGGCGAAGUACACCCAGACGAAGCACCACUGGUGGUGGAAGGCCAACAGGAUCUUCAACCAGCUGCAGUGUACAACUGGACAUACGGGCAACGUGGUCUUCCUGGAAGAAGAUCACUACGUAGCGGAGGAUUUUAUCCAUAUGUUGAACCUUCUUAGAGUGACAGCUGACAGAACAUGUCCCCAGUGCGAGAUACUCUGCCUCGGGACAUAUCUGAAGACCUAUCAAUACCACAGCAAUAGUGACAAGAGAAAGAAACACCUUACCUUGAGCUACAUACAACAAGUGCGCGCCGUCAGCGAAGAGAGAAGGAAGCGUCAACACGAGGGACAAACAUGGAACUACCAAGUGUAUCCAAAUUUCUAUGCUAGCACCCAAAAGGUAGAAAUAACCCCAUGGCAUUCCAGUAUGCACAACAUGGGCAUGGUAUUCAAUAGGACGGUGUGGGAGAAUAUCCUGGAGCUGCACGACCAGUUCUGUGCAUACGAUGACUACAAUUGGGACUAUUCCUUGUUGCAUCUCUCCCAGAAUAGGCCGGGGAGGGAGAAGUUCAAGGUUAUACUGUGUAAGGGGCCUCGUGUCUUCCAUAUUGGAGAGUGCGGGUUCCACCAUAAGAAAUCCAAUUGCAACGCUUCUACAGUGAUAAGCAAAGUCCAGAAGCUACUGCAGGACGCCAAGUCAUACUUCUACCCUUCUAGAGUGACGGCUACCAUCAGCGCGGGGGGGGCUAAACACAACAAGAAGUUGACUAAGGGGAACGGAGGGUGGGGGGAUUUGAGAGACCAAGAACUUUGCACAAAUAUGACGCAAAUGGGACGGCAGCUGAGAAAGUAUAUAUAUUUCGCGUAACGCUACUUGUUACGGAAGUAACUUGUGUAACAGAUUACCCCGCGAAGAUACUGCACGCAUACACAUGGCGUGCACGAUGAUUUUAAAUAGGGUAUGCACAAUAAAAAUUGUACCAAAUGGAUAUCUCCCAAAGUUACACAUUAAUUCUCUUUCAUCACCCCCUAAUAUUUAUUAGUUUUAUAAACGUUGGUAGAAAGAGAAUUGGAUAAUUGACACUUUUUGUAAAUGGUCUUAAAUUUUCAUUAAAUUUUCCAUCUAAUAAAACGUCGUCGUCAUCAACCCAUAUUCGGCUCACUGCUGAGCUCGAGUCUCCUCUAAGAGGGGUUAGGCCAAUAAUCCACCACGCUGGCCCAAUGCGGAUUGGCAGACUUCACACACGCAGAGAAUUAAGAAAAUUCUCUGGUAUGCAGGUUUCCUCACGAUGUUUUCCUUCACCGAUUGAGACACGUGAUAUUUAAUUUCUUAAAAUGCACACAACUGAAAAGUUGGAGGUGCAUGCCCCGGAUUCGAACCUACACCCUCCGGAAUCGGAGGCAGAGGUCAUAUCCACUGGGCUAUCACGGCUCGUAAUUAGAUGGAAAAAAGUUAUUAUUUAAUUUAAUGGUCUGUAUUUUAUUAUUUCAUGACGUCACGUAAUCACUACAUCUUAACCAAACGGUUUAGUGUCAAAAUUAUUACUUUGACGUUCAUUGCGUUAGUACAUCAAGUUGUGACGUCACAAAAUGGACGACAACGUUUUUGACGUUUGGAAAAAAAUCAUAAAAUACAUGAUUUUUAAAUUCAGUUUUCUAUGAAAUUACUUGAUUAUGAAAUACGGCUAAAACUCACGUGAUAUUAGGUCUGAGUAUGCCCGACUAGUUUCGACCCAUACGGGGCCCUUAGUCAUGAGCUGGUUCUUGCAUCGCGGCACGAUCCAAACUGGACGUCCGAAACUAGUCGGGCAUACUCCGACCUAAUAUCACGUGACGGCCUCCGUGGCGCAGUGGUAUGCGCGGUGGAUUUACAAAAAGGAGGUCCUGGGUUCGAUCCCCGGCUGGGCAGAUUGAGAUUUUCUUAAUUUGUCCAGGUCUGGCUGGUGGGAGGCUUCGGCCGUGGCUAGUUACCACCCUACCGACAAAGACGUACCGCCAAGCGGUUUAGCGUUCCGGUACGAUGCCGUGUAGAAACCGAAAGGGGUUGUGGAUUUUCAUCCUCCUCCUAACAAGUUCCAUCUUAGACUGCAUCAUCACUUACCAUCAGGUGAGAUUGUAGUCAAGGGCUAACUUGUAAAGAAUUAACUUUUUAUUAAUUAAUCUAUACUAAUAUUAUAAAGCUGAAGAGUUUGUUUGUUUGUUUGAUUGAACGCGCUAAUCUCAGGAACUACUGGUCCGAUUAGAAAAAUUCUUUCAGUGUUAGAUAGCCCAUUUAUCGAGGAAGGCUAUAAGCUAUAUAUUAUCCCCGUACUCCUACGGGAACGGGAACCACGCGGGUGAAACCGCGCGGUGGCAGCUAGUAUUGAUAUAUUUCGGAACCUUGUUGCAAUAUACGUACUAUACGAAAUUAUUUUUAAUAUUAAAUAUAAUAUGAGUCAACUACCCUAUUGAUGUGUAACUUGUAGAGCCAGCCCCUGUAGCUGAGAGGCACGUCGAUUCUAUUUCUACGAUCGCAAACGCUUCGAAAACUAGAAAAAUGUAUGCGAAUGACAUUUGUUAGCGACAGGUCAUGUGAUCAAGAUCUGUCAUUCGCAUACAUUUUUCUAGUUUUCGAAGCGUUCGCGAUCGUAGAAAGAGAAUCGUCUUGCCAUUUGGCUAGGGGGCUGAUUCGUAAUGAGUUGAUUCAUUGAAUUAUUGUAUCUAUGAAUGGACUUCAUAGAUCAUUACGCAUGCAUAGGUAUUGAAGUUUGAAUUUACAGAUCACUUGAAGCGUGGUUUGUUACUACUAUGGUAGUUUGUAACACAACGACAUUUAAUAUAUACAUGUUACAAUGUAACACGUGUUAAAUUGUAACACAUGUCGCACUGUAACACAUGUUAGAUUGUAACACAUGUCACACUGUAACACAUGUUAGAUUGUAACACAUGUCACACUGUAACACAUGUUAAAUUGUAACACAUGUCACACUGUAACACAUGUUAGAUUGUAAAACAUGUCACACUGUAACACAUGUUAGAUUGUAACACAUGUCACACUGUAACACAUGUUAGAUUGUAACACAUGUCACACUGUAAAACAUGUUAAAUUGUAACACAUGUCACACUGUAACACAUGUUAAAUUGUAACACAUGUUAAAUUGUAACACAUGUCACACUGUAACACAUGUUAGAUUGUAACACAUGUAACACUGUAACACAUGUUAGAUUGUAACACAUGUCACACUGUAACACAUGUUAGAUUGUAACACAUGUCACACUGUAACACAUGUUAGAUUGUAACACAUGUCACACUGUAAAACAUGUUAAAUUGUAACACAUGUCACACUGUAACACAUGUUAAAUUGUAACACAUGUUAAAUUGUAACACAUGUCACACUGUAACACAUGUUAGAUUGUAACACAUGUAACACUGUAACACAUGUUAGAUUGUAACACAUGUCACACUGUAACACAUGUUAGAUUGUAACACAUGUCACACUGUAACACAUGUUAGAUUGUAACACAUGUCACACUGUAAAACAUGUUAAAUUGUAACACAUGUCACACUGUAACACAUGUUAGAUUGUAACACAUGUCACACUGUAACACAUGUUAGAUUGUAACACAUGUAACACUGUAACACAUGUUAGAUUGUAACACAUGUCACACUGUAACACAUGUUAGAUUGUAACACAUGUCACACUGUAACACAUGUUAGAUUGUAACACAUGUCACACUGUAACACAUGUUAGAUUGUAACACAUGUCACACUGUAAAACAUGUUAAAUUGUAACACAUGUCACACUGUAACACAUGUUAAAUUGUAACACAUGUCACACUGUAACACAUGUCACACUGUAUUAUGUUACAUUUUCCCGUACAGUGUGAAAUAUAAGCACAAUUUGCAAGUAACACAGCAUUGUAUCGAACUGUUUCCUAUACCAAAUGAAUACCUAAAAUAUUUGUUGAAUCAAUAUAUUAUAUGUGAUAUUUUUGACAGCUUUGAAUCUUCUUUAACCGACCUCCAAAAAAGAGGAGGUUAUACGUUCGGCUGUAUGUUUGGUUUUUUUUUCUUGUCAUUUAUGGAUCGAUUUUGAAAAUUACUUUUUGUAUAUUAUUUAUUAUGUUGCAGUCAAAACUAACUAAAAACUAACUAACUAACGUAACUUUUGAGUUUCGAAAACGAAAACAAGUAAAAAAAGACCAAAUUUUGGAAAAAUAUUUCUGGGAUUGUCUAGAAAAUGCGUUCUUAUGUUACAACAAUUUUAUAUCUAUACUAUUAUAUGACUAAACAGUCAGAAUGUCUUACAAAAUGCGUGGUACAUUAUCUCGUUCCGACGCUCAGAAAUUUUUAUUGCCUGGUAACUCAGUUAGCUACCAGUGUUCCUAGUGGAAGUUUUCAAUGUUUUCAUACUGUUACUAUCGCGUUAAAGUAAACGCGAAUUUAUAUGGAAUUGAAAUAGUUGUGUAGUAGUGCCACUAGAUGGCGCUGUUUCCAUUCCUUAGAAAUUCGCGUUUACGUUAACGCGAUAGUAACAGUAUCAAACUGCCACUAGGCCCUCUGGAUCAAUAAUUUUCGUAUUUAUUUAUUUCGUUAAUAAAAAUCUAGAAAUAUUUUGUACAAUCGAUAACUAUCCAGUUAAUUUUUCGUGAUUAGCUUCAUCUCUUUUUAAUUAACGAAAAUUCUUGAUUCUGGUAGCUAACUGGGUUACCAGCUAAUGAAACAUUCUGAGCGUCGGAACAAAAUAAUUUAUCACACAAUUCGUAAGACAUUUUGGCUGUUAAGUUGUAUAAUUCUUAAUAACGCAACAGUAAAAAAAACAGCUGGUUACUAACCAGCUGUUACUUUAAACUUUAAACUGUUUACUUACUUUAAACUGUUGUAAGUUUUUACUAACCAAAUUUUUUUUUUAAUUAAUAGUUAUACAACUUACCUUACAUAUUAUUGGUAACCCAGUGAGGUACCAGGAUAAAGAAUUUUCGCAAAUAAAAAAGUUGAGCAUCUCAUCAAGAUAAAGCUUCUCACGGAAAAUUAACUUUAUACUUGGACUAUAUAACUAUUAUAAAGCGGAAAAACCAUGUAUGUUUGUUUGUAAGGACUAAUCUCUGGAACUACUAGUCGUAUUUUAAAAAUUGGUUUGUGUUUGUAUGAAUUGUUAGUUAAAAGAGGGUAUUGUAUAGAUGAGUAUUACUAUGAAGGGGGGGGGAUACCUUGCAUGUUGUUGAGUACUUGAAUGAAUUGUUUUAAUUAGACGGUUAGUUGUUACCUAAAAAUUGCUACAACUAGUUUCAUAAAACAUUUUCGAAGCUGUUAAAAAUAUAAUUUGUACUCUACGAUAAUAAUAUACCUAAUAUAUUAUAAUAUAAUACAAUACAUUAUAAAUAUAAUACAUAAUUGUUGUUACUAUCAUACCAAAAGGUGCUUCUUUAAAUAUUACACUUAGAAUUGACUUUUUUUUUGUAAAAUCCUUAUUUUUGGUAGAUUAAACACCAUUUUGUUUGUAGUGAAUCUACUACCGAUUAUCAAAAUGUGAUAGCUAUUGUCCUCAGACCAAUUAUAGAGGGACCUGUACCAAAAUUGUCUGUCAUUUUCUGAAGAAAAUGAGCUUAGAUUUGGUAUAUACCUUAUACUAAACUAGAAGUUUUUGCCCGUUUUUUACACAAUUCAAUUACACAAAAAGGUAUUUUUACGGAGCUUUAUAACCGACGUACACGAUUACAACUAUUUAACAUCGAUACUAUAGAGACAGUUUUUAUAAUCGCAUUAGAUCGUCGAUCAUAUACUUUGACAGAAAAGUAACGUCUAGCGAGGCAGGUCUAUAAUUGGUCUGAGCUAUUGUCACAUAGUGUUUUUAAUGUUUAUUAAAUAUUUUUAUUUUAUUAUUGUCGCAUUUUAUUAGGAUUUGAUGAAAUAUUUUAAAACAAAUCCAACUAUGAGCCUUUGUUGUAUAUUAUAUAUACAUUUUAUUUAAGUUCCAAGAUAAUAUAUGAUUUAUUUUUGCCGAAUUGUAUAAUUUGUAUAUCAUGAGAUUUUGACAUCUCAUAUACAGGAUGCUGGGAAGUAUCCCAUAACUAAGGGUUAUAUUUUAUACCGAAAAUUAAUUUUGACGGCCUCCGUGGCGCAGUGGUAUGCGCGGUGGAUUUACAAAACGGAGGUCCUGGGUUCGAUUCCCGGCUGGGCCGAUUGAGAUUUUCUUAAUUGGUCCAGGUCUGGCUGGUAGAAGGCUUCGGUUGUGGCUAGUUACCACCCUACCGACAAAGACGUACCGCCAAGCGAUUUAGCGUUCCGGUACGAUGUCGUGUAGAAACCGAAAAGGGGUGUGGAUUUUCAUCCUCCUCCUAACAAGUUAGUCCGCUUCCAUCUUAGAUUGCAUCAUCACUUACCAUCAGGUGAGAUUGUACUCAAGGGCUAACCUGUAAAGAAUAAAAAAAAAUGCUCAAAGAACGUGUGUUCUAAAAUUAAUAUUUUCGGGAAAAAUAAAUAAUAUUGCUUUUGUAAAUACUUCCUUAUAAUUUUGACAUAGCCCAAAAAAUUAGUUAUGCAGUUGGGCUCCUGUAAGUGGACUCGUCAACACCUUGAAGUUAUGGGAAAUACUCCUGAGCAUCCUGUAUAUAAAUUAUUUUUACCUGCCAUGCCAACACAUUCAUACGUCUCUGCCUAUACUCUGUCUUUAGUGUCUUUGAAACUCAGACGAAUUAUAUAGGGACCUGCCUUGCUAGACAUUGCCAAAAGUCAUUCGCACAGAAGGGCUAACACUUUUUGAAAAAUAUAUGAAAACAAUGUAUGAAUCUGUUGGUACAGGUAAAAACAAUUUUCACAUAAAAAUGAUUUGAUUUAUUUUUUUGUUUACAAAGUACAGACACUAGAUUAAAAAAAAAUACUGUAUUUAUAAAUAAUAACGUACUUGAAUAUAAUAUUGUGAUUUGUAUGGAAUUUGUGUGAGAGAUUUUAAAUUUUUUUUUUUUUUGAUAAAACGCUAUAAGCAUUAUAUACCUGAUGUAAUAUUAAUUGCUUAUUUUAUUGUAUUAUCACGUCGAUCUCCUAUUAAAAAGUGGAUGCACAAUCAGCGACCAAAAAACGUCCCCACUCAAUGAGUGCCAAGCAACUUCUUGGCACUCAAUUCAAGUAAUCGCAUUUGCAAAUUCAACCUUACACUCAAUACUUAAGGUUGAUUUUGCUCUGAAUUUGGGAUUUUAUUGAAUAUUAUGUACAUAUAGACUAUAUAUUUUAUUUUUACACUCCCUGAACACAACUCGACAUUGUAGACAAUAUUUAGGUAUUAUUUGGUUAUAUAACUUUCGUUGUUUUCAAUGCGACUAAAUAUAAUUAAGACAAUUAGCCACUUUUGUUCGCCUCAGUUUUAACGAGGUAGUGUAUCUAUUAUAAAGCUGAAGAGUUUGUUUGAACGCGCUUAUCUCUGGAACUACUGGUCCGAUUUGAAAAAUUAUUUCAGUGUUAGAUAGCCCAUUUAUCGAGGAAGGCUAUAGGCUUAUUUUAUCCCAGUAUUCUUACGGGAACGGGAACUACGCGGUUGAAACCGCUUCAGCUAGUAUAUUAUAAAAUCUUUGGUUUGAUUGUGUAUGGAUUAGUAACUUUUAAUUUUACAUCAGGUGUGGAUAAAUGUAAGAUAAAAUGCUUUAAAUGAUCAUCAGCGUACAAUGUCCACCGUCAAAUUAUUAUUUUGUUACGAAUAAAGAUUCAUUUUCAAAUUCA
Messenger RNA from Bicyclus anynana (squinting bush brown), 8336 nucleotides. RefSeq names its product alpha-1,6-mannosyl-glycoprotein 2-beta-N-acetylglucosaminyltransferase (gene Mgat2). Gene Ontology annotation, biological process: protein N-linked glycosylation; oligosaccharide biosynthetic process. Lineage: Eukaryota; Metazoa; Arthropoda; Insecta; Lepidoptera; Nymphalidae. Gene Ontology annotation, molecular function: alpha-1,6-mannosylglycoprotein 2-beta-N-acetylglucosaminyltransferase activity. The coding region runs from base 84 to 1511 and encodes 475 amino acids. The transcript has 11 exons. Gene Ontology annotation, cellular component: Golgi stack; Golgi membrane. The record is from RefSeq and is a predicted model, not a curated record.